This is a messenger RNA of Schistocerca gregaria, 3362 nucleotides long. It is a transcript of the gene l(2)37Cb, whose product is annotated as pre-mRNA-splicing factor ATP-dependent RNA helicase DHX16. The record is from RefSeq and is a predicted model, not a curated record. The transcript has 16 exons. The coding region runs from base 406 to 3186 and encodes 926 amino acids. Gene Ontology annotation, molecular function: ATP binding; RNA binding. Gene Ontology annotation, cellular component: catalytic step 2 spliceosome; intracellular anatomical structure. NCBI's taxonomy places the organism in Eukaryota, Metazoa, Arthropoda, Insecta, Orthoptera, Acrididae.
ACGAUUCCAAGCAACAAACUGUAAGGUCAUCACAUCUCGUGCGACGUGCAGCUGCCAAAGCUUUCGUUUCAGACACGACCCAGGGACCCACAAAACGACGAAAUGCAGUAUACACCGGUUUCGCCGUGUCUACAGUCAAAUAUGAAACCAUUUGCGUGGAACUCAUUCGACGCAACGAGUCGCGCAACCCAAUGUCGUCGUGUAAACUAGGCUACUUUAUAUACGUAGAGAUUUGCGCAGCGAUAUCGUUGUGCAUUAGUCUAGUCAGCGACUUCAACUGUUGAUUGUACUGUUAUAACUUUGUUCACCUGUUAAAGGUUACCAAAGAUGUGUGUUAAGUAAUGUUUAUAGUAAUUGUUUACAAGCACGGUAAUUAAUAUUUGAACGCCUGUUGUAGUAGCUACCAUGGGAAAACAUAAAGACAGAAAAGAUGAGAAGAGAAAAGAGAAGCAUUCUUCAGACUAUGAUCGAGAUAGGCAUAGUCAUCGCAAACACAAGAAAAAGAAAUAUAGUUCCAACUCAGACUCAGAAAGUGAUGACAUUGAGAAACAACGGCUAAAAGAUAUACGUGAAAGAGACGAAUUUGCAGAACGUCUUAAGAAGAGAGACCAAGAGAAAACGCGCAAUGUAGUACAUAACACUGCAGCUGAAAAGCGGGCUUAUGAGGAGGCUGUGAAACGUUUAAAAAUGGAAGCAGAAGACAAAGAGAGACUGAUUCCCAAGCUGCGAGUGGAGUCAAGACGAAAAUACUUAGAAAAACGAAAAGAAGACAAAGUAGCAGAGCUGGAAGCAGACAUAAUUGAUGAUGAAUACCUUUUCCAGGAAGAAGAGCUUACCGAAAGAGAAAGAAAGGAGAGAGAUCAUAAGAAAAAAUUGCUUCAGCUUGCUAAAGAACAUGAGAGAGCCAGAGAACUGGAAAAAGUUCAACGAUAUCACAUGCCUGAGGACGCUCGAAAGGAUAAAACCCAUGAGAAAUAUGAAGAAAUCGAUGAGAGAGAAAAAGUCCCCCAUUAUGAGCAGCGAAAGUGGGAGGAGGAGCAGAUGUCAUCUGCAGUUUUUAAAUUUGGAGCUAGAGAUGCUAAAGAAAGAAAAUAUAAAGAAGAACUGAAAGAAUAUGAUUUAGUUUUAGAUGAUCAGAUUGAAUUUAUUCAGGCACUUCAAAUGCCUGGUGACAGACAGGAUGAUAAACCAAAGAUCACAGAAGCAGAAAGGAAAAGAUUAACCAUUAAGGAGACAAAAGAAAGUUUACCAGUAUAUACUUACAGGGAACAGCUACUACAAGCAGUGAAGGACCACCAGAUUCUGAUCAUACAAGGAGAAACUGGCUCUGGGAAAACCACUCAGAUACCUCAGUACUUGCAUGAAGCUGGCUACACAGCAGACAAAAAGAAGAUUGGUUGCACUCAGCCAAGAAGAGUGGCAGCAAUGAGUGUAGCAGCAAGAGUAGCUGAAGAAAUGGGAGUGAAGUUGGGAAAUGAGGUUGGAUAUAGUAUCAGAUUUGAAGAUUGUACUUCAGAACGAACAAUUAUCAAGUACAUGACAGAUGGAACUCUGCACAGAGAAUUCUUGUCUGAACCUGAUCUUUUAAGUUACAGUGUAAUGAUUAUCGAUGAAGCUCAUGAGCGCACACUACACACAGAUAUAUUGUUCGGACUUGUAAAGGAUAUAGCAAGAUUUAGAUCAGACCUAAAACUGCUUAUCUCUAGUGCUACACUGGAUGCACAAAAGUUUUCUGAAUUUUUUGAUGACGCUCCCAUAUUUAAAAUACCAGGAAGGCGAUUUCCAGUGGACAUAUACUAUACGAAAGCUCCAGAGGCAGACUAUAUAGAUGCAUGUGUUGUAUCGAUACUGCAGAUACAUGCUACACAACCACUUGGAGAUAUCUUGGUUUUUUUAACAGGGCAAGAUGAAAUUGAAACUUGUCAGGAACUGCUUCAAGAGAGAACAAGGAGGCUAGGUUCCAAAAUAAAGGAACUGAUUAUAUUACCUGUAUAUGCUAAUCUGCCUAGUGAUAUGCAGGCAAAAAUAUUUCAACCGACACCACCAGGUGCUCGCAAGGUUGUGUUAGCAACAAACAUUGCAGAAACUUCUCUAACUAUUGACAAUAUUAUUUAUGUUAUUGAUCCUGGAUUUUGUAAGCAAAACAAUUUUAAUUCAAGAACUGGGAUGGAAUCAUUGAUCAUUGUCCCAAUAUCAAAGGCAUCAGCUAAUCAACGUGCAGGCCGUGCUGGCCGUGUGGCAGCUGGCAAGUGUUUCCGACUAUAUACAGCAUGGGCAUACAAACAUGAGCUGGAAGACAAUACAAUCCCUGAGAUACAAAGGAUCAACCUGGGGAAUGCAGUCCUGACUCUGAAGGCUUUAGGCAUUAAUGACCUGUUGCAUUUUGAUUUCCUUGAUCCACCACCUCAUGAGACUUUGGUGUUGGCAUUGGAGCAGCUCUAUGCAUUGGGAGCUUUAAAUCAUCAUGGGGAACUUACAAAACUUGGGCGAAGAAUGGCAGAAUUUCCAGUUGAUCCUAUGAUGGCCAAAAUGAUUCUCGCUUCAGAAAAGUACAAAUGCUCAGAAGAGAUACUAACAAUUGCUGCAAUGCUCUCUGUGAAUAGCGCAAUCUUUUAUCGGCCAAAGGACAAAAUUAUUCAUGCAGACACAGCAAGAAAGAACUUUUUUGUACCUGGUGGAGACCACUUGACAUUACUGAACAUUUACAGCCAGUGGGCUGAUACAGAGUUCUCAACACAGUGGUGUUAUGAAAAUUUUAUUCAACAUCGGUCAUUGCGACGUGCACGAGACGUCAGGGAACAGUUGGCUGGCCUCAUGCAGCGCGUUGAAAUUGAACUCGUUUCAAACCCACAAGAAACUGUGAACAUACGUAAAGCAAUUACAGCUGGAUAUUUCUAUCACAUUGCACGGCUUUCAAAAGGUGGUCAAUACAAAACUGUUAAGCAUCAGCAAACAGUUAUGAUUCAUCCAAACAGUGCCUUAUUUGAAGACCUGCCUCGCUGGGUGCUUUACCAUGAAUUGGUGUUCACUACUAAAGAAUUUAUGAGACAGGUUACUGAAAUUGAAAGUAAAUGGUUAUUGGAAGUAGCUCCACACUAUUACAAACCACGUGAAUUGGAAGACUCUACUAACAAAAAAAUGCCAAAACAGAUUGGCAAAUCGAGAGCAGAACUGGGAGACCAUUGAAGAUAUAUCAUCACUUAUGUUGCACAUUGUAACUAAUAAUUGUAUUCCAUUGAACUUCUGUUUUGUAUUUGCAUUGAUGUCUUUAGGAUAUAUUUGGAAAAAAAGGAAGAGUACAAAUUAUACUUUUGAAUACUACAUAAUUUAUAGGAAAAUAAAUGUUGUCUGUAUUUUUACAA